GGAGGCCAGGUGUACAUCGCGAACCUUACCUGGUGGACCACUGACUUGGAGGUGGAGAGCGUCUGCACCUCCUUCGGCCCAGUCAACGGUCUGCAGUUCGUAGAGGACCGGGCGACUGGCCGCUCCAGGGGAGCUGUGCUUGUGGAAUUCACCGACCCCGAGGCGGCGGCGCGUUGCAAGGAGCAGCUGUCAGGGUAA
Messenger RNA from Volvox carteri f. nagariensis, 198 nucleotides. RefSeq lists its product as uncharacterized. Gene Ontology annotation, cellular component: mRNA cleavage and polyadenylation specificity factor complex. The record is from RefSeq and is a predicted model, not a curated record. Lineage: Eukaryota; Viridiplantae; Chlorophyta; Chlorophyceae; Chlamydomonadales; Volvocaceae. The annotation marks the transcript as partial. The transcript has a single exon. Gene Ontology annotation, molecular function: mRNA binding. Gene Ontology annotation, biological process: mRNA alternative polyadenylation.